This is a messenger RNA of Clonostachys byssicola, 1782 nucleotides long. The record is from the annotation of a GenBank genome assembly. NCBI's taxonomy places the organism in Eukaryota, Fungi, Ascomycota, Sordariomycetes, Hypocreales, Bionectriaceae.
AUGGGGAGAUCGUCUGCAAUGAAAAGCAGGGCCAAGAGCAAAGCAUCGGAGUCUCGCCAUGACUAUCUGUCUUCUCUACCAAUCGAGAUCCUUGAAAUGAUUGUUGAAAAUAUCACAGACUCGUCUACAAUGGGUAAAUUGAGCCGGACAAGUCAACUUUUGUACUCGCUCGCAGCGCCACGCCUACACCGGCGGAUGGUUGUUCUUGAAGCCUACCAUUCGCGGCUUCUAAAGAUGGCCAUAGCUCUCGACUCCCAUCUAACCAUGGCACAAAAAAAGCAACUUGAAAAGAAGGUUGAUAAAUACCAAGGCCACAAGUACCGAAUCAACCAGCAUGGGGUGCCUCAAUGCGCAUCCUUCGUCCGCCAGCUCAUUGUUGGUUCUUUCGGUUUGGGCGAACAACAUCAAGAAAUUGUGAACCAAUACUUGGGACAUGCACUGGAUCAUUGGAAAAACCUAGAGAUAGUAGAUAUUGGUUUUCUGACAAAGCCUAUUGCAGAGAAGAUAGCGUCGCUCGAAAGGCUAAAGGCUCUUUCAAUCGGCACAAACGCGUUCAGUGAAACCGCUAUCAAGUCACUGGCCCAAAUCCAGGGCUUGCAACAUCUCAGCAUGAUUGAAAUGGAUAGUUACCAGCUUACACCUGGCGAGAGCGUACUUGCUAGUCUAAUCCGCAAUUCAAAGUCCACACUCAAGAGCCUUCGAGUGAUAGGGAUAGGAUACACAACCUCUUUUCUAAAUCACUUGGGAGGAAAGGCGCCUACAAGCAGAGGCUCUACAAAUGCCCAGCAUCAUGUUUUCUCGGCCUUGAAAUCACUGACCUUGGAAGACACGACUCUAGACACAGAGGUGAUACGUCACUUGAAGGAUUGGGUCGAUUUCUUGGGACUCGACCAGCUUGAAGUCAGGCGAGUAUCUGGCGCAUGCGAGCUCUUUUUCAAAACCCUCGCGAAAAUGGCAACUGCAACUUCAAAUAUUCGUCUACACACCCUAUUCCUCACACUUUCCAGCGUCAGAAACGACGAGACAGAUGAAGAACUACAGCAACCAGCGACGAUGACGCAGCUUCAUAAACCACUCAUUGAAGAGAAAUGCCGAUUCAUCUCAGCGUUUACCACGCUCACAUCGUUGGAACUAUAUAAUGACUCGCGACACAUGAUUGAUACCACCGCCGACCCUGCCGUUGAAGAUCAGGUCCUGCAAGCUAUUACGCAGCAUAGAGGCCUAAAAACACUGAAGAUUUCAUUUGGUGAACUUAUAAGUAAUCGUAGAGUAUCUUAUUUGUCCGCAAAAUCUGUGUCAACUCUUGUCAAAAACUUGCCUCAUCUUGAGGAGAUCGAAUUCGCCCCGGAAGAGAAUGAAAUUGAAGACAUUGGUAUUGCGCUGUCACAUGCAGCUAAACUAAGAGCUAUCACAUGUUACCCCCACCGCAGCCAGCGGCGCUUUCCCUUCAAUCCUACUUCAGGGCGGAUCAUUCUUGAUGGCGUUAUCAAAGGAUUCUUAACCCGCGGCGGUGAGGAUAGAGAUGCAGCAAAAUUCAUAUGGGAGGACUGCUACAGGCUGGAGAGCAUAUCCGUGAAAUAUCUAAUGUGGGAUAUAGGUUCGAACCUGGGGAAAACACGAAGAGGGAUGAAGAAGGCAGAAGCCCUGGUGAGCACUGAUGGGGAACGCGAGGUGAUGUUUCGUGAGGUUAGGGGGUUGAAGCGGCCCUUUUCUAUACCAUUUGGUCACGACCCAGAGUUUACGUGGGUGAAUAAAGUGGCCAUGGAUAUUGAUUGCACCUAG